AUGGCUUCCGUUACUUCGAUGGGCUUUCUCUUCAUUGUCAUGAUGGCACUUUUCGGCUCAUCCAACGGUCUAUAUUCAUGUGCGUGCUACUGCUCUGGUAUUUAUUCUAUUAGCACUGGAGCAACAUUGAGUAGUUGCACAACACUCAUAUGCAACAGUGCAUGCCAAAUUGUACCUUCGUGUAGUGGCAGUAUUACGGGUGUAUGCGGUGCCGCCGGUAUUCCACAAGCUGGAUUCGUGACGACUCUUACACUUGCGCUAAUUGGGUACUUCGGACGCAACUUAGUCGCUUGAAUAUUCAAUUUGAUGCUUUAUUAGACUAAAAUGAUCACAACUGCUUCUUACUUAUGCGCCUCAAUUCUCUCCAUUCAUUUUAUUUAUCAAUAAUAUCCUGUAUUUUUUGCUCCCCUUUUCAGUUACAAUAAAUAAAAGAACUGCAGUAUUCUAAUGAGAAAUCAUAAAUACAGUACUGUAAUUCAUUCCCCAAAUCGUCUAACAUUCGAAAUCCAGUACACUGUCAUUGUAAAUUCGCUUCCAUAAAAGUAUUAUUCACUACGCCCACGAAAAUAAUUCACUGAAAUGUGUGUUCGAACGCGUGCUUUAUUCAGUUUACAUAUUUUCGUUAGACAUAAGGCGCACUUUUUCGAUCGCUUUGAAACGUAUUCUUUUCAAUUUAUAACGCUAGAAAGGAACUUUAAACGCUUUAUGGACAACACGUUUCUUCGACCCUAAUCGACUCUCCCCCAACGACCCCCCGGGGAGUCCCCGUAAAAUAACGAAAUCCCUGGGGAGUCCCUGUCGUGAGUCCCCGGGGACUUUUUAUUUAGGGGACUCCCCGGGGACUUCUCUGAGGAGAAUUGAUGAAAUUUUUUAAAAUAAAAAAAAAAUUUUAAUUUUUUUAAUUUUUAAAAAAUUAAGAAGAAUUUAUUAGUAAUUAGAUAUUUCAUCGAUUUUGAUCAGAUAACUCCCCGGGAAGUCCCCAUGGAGUCCCCGCAAAAGAACGAAAUCCCUAGAAACUCCCUGUCGUGAGUCCUCGGGGAUUUGUCAGGGGACUCCCUGGGGAUUCUUCUAGGGAGAGUUGACUAGGGUAACCCGAAACAAACUUUUUGCGAACUUAUUUUAAUUGUUAAAUCUUUUUUCUAUUUCGGUGAAGAGCAUAUUCGAACUUGAGAAAUUUUAUUGUACUAUCCUGAUGCUGUUGAGCCAAAUUUACAGUUAUCUGUGGAUGUGGGUGUUAGUAUAUUGACUUGUGGCGUUUGGGUAAAUGAAUGCUUGUGAUUAUGCUUAAGGAUGUGAUAGAUGUGUGAGAGUGGUUUUAAGAAUGUAGGCAAUAUUUUCUACGCUAAUUGAAUGAAUGAACUACACAUGCAGAUCAACUUAAAUCCUAAUUGAUAUAUUCAUCAUCAAUGCACACGUCAACAUUCUGAUGUAUAGUAAAGACCCAACAGUUGAAGUCUUUCACUCAUCAGUCAUGUUCUUAAUUCAAUCUGUUGAAAUUUAGAUACACGAGAAAAUUUAUUACGUUUUUACUCUAGUUGAAGUUUUAUUUUAUGCGCUUGACCUGCA
Molecule: messenger RNA, 1566 nt
Organism: Rotaria socialis
Lineage: Eukaryota; Metazoa; Rotifera; Eurotatoria; Philodinida; Philodinidae
Source: the annotation of a GenBank genome assembly